This is a messenger RNA of Cordyceps militaris CM01, 930 nucleotides long. RefSeq lists its product as uncharacterized. Gene Ontology annotation, molecular function: toxin activity. The transcript has a single exon. Bases 1 to 930 code for a protein of 309 amino acids. The record is from RefSeq and is a predicted model, not a curated record. NCBI's taxonomy places the organism in Eukaryota, Fungi, Ascomycota, Sordariomycetes, Hypocreales, Cordycipitaceae.
AUGGCACGACACGGCCGGCUCUUCGGUUUACUUGCCCUUGCAGUAGGCUUGUACUCUCAAGUUUAUGCUCAGCCUGUUGAAUCAUUGCCGUCAGACGUUAAGGGUGAACUCCGAGGCCCUUCCGAGCUCUUAGGUGCCAUUGAUAUCAACGACUUUGACCGUCUAGACGAGCGUGCACUUGGCGCAAGACGGGAAUUUCCUCCGCCUGCGAUACUACCGCCACCCCAAAUUGUGUAUCGUGGUGACAAGAGGUCACCCAAGGAGAUCGAAGCUAUUGGCGGUUUCUUGCCAAGCUCUGAAGUUACACCAACUAAUGAGAACAAUGGCUUUAGUCUUUAUAUGCACCACUUGGGCUAUAAGCUGGUGGAUGGUAAAAGAGUUACCGCGUAUGUAUCUACAACCAGAUUCUUCGGGACGGCACUUGGAUACGCAAAUAUGGCUAGCAAGGAGGGUGGCUGGAUAUACGAAAUCCAAGCGUUACCUCACAUGACCGACUCUGAUGGGACUCUGUUGCAAGGACGCAAAUGGCGCAACGAAUUUGAAAUUUCAGCCUUGGGGGGUAUCUCCUGGAGUCAAGUCAAGUCAGCAGUCCAGGUCCCUGGUUUUAAGACCACUGGGGACUACGGUGCCGGAUUCUGGUCCGACGUCACUGUGGAAAGCUUCAAGCAGAAGAUGCCCGAAAAGCAGUGGUUCAACAACUCAAACUACAACUCGACCUUUGAUCAGUUCAAAGCAAGCCCGGGGCAGCCACAGCUCGCAGGAUGGUUCGACUCGGAACACGAGCAGUAUAAGUCCCAGGAGCCCUGGAGCCUUAACCAGACCAAGACCAUCGAGGAGUAUUACAUGGAUUUCAUGAAUCAGUUUGGAGGGCAUGUGGGUUGGACGGGUACCUAUCCUUUGGUCCUAUCGCACAGAGCACUGCCUCGAUAA